UUCUCUGCUAUUUUAAGGAUAAAACGUUUAACCUUUUGAGUAUAUCUAUGGAUGAAGUUUGAGGUUUUAAACAGAGAAUGCCAGACUGUUCAGUCUUUUCUCUUCAAUCCAGCAUCGUUUCUUACCAAACCCAGCUGUUAGAACACAUUUCAACAACAUUUUAAAAACAGGAUCUUAUGGUUUUAUCCAGUUUUAAAACAUUUGCUAUAAAAACAGCAUUCUUCUUCAAACCAAUCAAUCCAAUUUCAAAGCUUCAACCAAAUCAAUCAUGGCAGAGAGUUCAGCUUCCAACAAUGAACGCCACAGUCUUUCUAUGAGUGUCGAAGAUGAUUCUGCAUCCGAUUGUGUCUCUGUACUUCUCAUUCAGAAGUUGAUUGCAGAGGUUAUGGGGACAUAUUUCGUGAUAUUUGCAGGCGAAGCAUCAGUGGUUGUGAAUUUGAGCAAAGAUGGAGUCAUCACUUUCCCAGGGAUUUCAAUUGUUUGGGGUUUGGUUGUAAUGGUGAUGAUCUAUUCCGUUGGCCACAUUUCCGGUGCUCAUUUUAACCCUGCUGUCACCAUAUCCUUUGCCAUUACCAGAAGAUUUCCAUGGAGUGAGGUGCCUUCAUAUCUGGCGGCUCAAGUUCUUGGAUCAACAUUAGCAAGUUGGACACUCAGGCUAAUUUUUAAUGGAAAACAAGACCAUUUUCCAGGAACUCUCCCAAGCGACUCAUACAUGCAGACCUUUGUCAUUGAAUUCAUUAUCACAUUCUACCUCAUGUUUGUGGUUUCUGGUGUUGCCACUGACAAUAGAGCCAUUGGUGAACUUGCUGGACUCGCUGUCGGUGCUACCGUGCUUCUGAACGUGAUGGUUGCAGGGCCAAUUACAGGAGCAUCCAUGAAUCCAGCCAGAAGCUUGGGGCCUGCAUUAGUGUUUGCAGAAUUCAAAGGAUUAUGGAUUUACAUGACAGCACCUAUUCUAGGAGCAAUAUCAGGAGCGUUAGUGUAUAAUACCAUCAGGUUCACAGACAAACCUCUACGAGAGAUCGCUCGAAGUGCCUCGUUCCUCAAAAGUCGUCAUGUCACCCCAUGAAAAUUUUUGAGACACCAAAGGGUUAUAUCGA
Molecule: messenger RNA, 1100 nt
Organism: Cucurbita pepo subsp. pepo (vegetable marrow)
Lineage: Eukaryota; Viridiplantae; Streptophyta; Magnoliopsida; Cucurbitales; Cucurbitaceae
Product: aquaporin NIP1-1
Biological process (GO): transmembrane transport
Cellular component (GO): membrane
Molecular function (GO): channel activity
Source: RefSeq, a predicted model, not a curated record